Messenger RNA from Sorghum bicolor (sorghum), 2041 nucleotides. Its product is annotated as glutamate dehydrogenase 2, mitochondrial. Gene Ontology annotation, molecular function: L-glutamate dehydrogenase (NAD+) activity. Lineage: Eukaryota; Viridiplantae; Streptophyta; Magnoliopsida; Poales; Poaceae. Gene Ontology annotation, cellular component: mitochondrion. The transcript is spliced from 8 exons. Bases 648 to 1808 code for a protein of 386 amino acids. The record is from RefSeq and is a predicted model, not a curated record. Gene Ontology annotation, biological process: L-glutamate catabolic process.
GCCAUGGAUGGGAGGAAGAACUCCCGCCGCUGUGGCGGCCUCUCCAGGAACUUUCCUAACUGAAUUCGAUCUCCCUUAUCCGGCAUCAGCGCGCACCACUAAAUUCCCUUUUGGUAAUAUAAAAAAAAAUACCUUCCGCUUCGAAGACGUACCCGGUACCCCCUGACUCUAAUCGAGUUCCAGUCCCGCUCCAACGUUUGAGAGAGAGCAUGUCCGACUUGCGAACUCCUUCGUCGUCCUUCUCCUUCCCCAAGAGUUCCAGAUCGUGAAGCCAGCCACUACUCUACUCCGAGUCGUAGCUCUCAGCCCCCGCGCGUCGAUCUUAUCCUCCACCUCCAGUCUAAUUCCAGCUCCGAGCCUCCACCCACCCCGAUCCCUCCCUCACUAUUAAUACAGCCCCGGUGCUUCACCCCCGAUCUCCAUCACAACCAUCAGGCCCUCCCCUCCUCGAUCCUCGGACGAAACGCGCCGCCUUUUCUUCACCCCGUCUCGUCUCCUGCCGUUUUUGGGUCGCCCGGAUCUCGCCCUCGUCGCGCGCGCGCUUGUUGUUUCUGUCGGCGGUGCUGGAAAGGCGGGGUCUUUUUCGUGGCCGCGCGCCCUCGUGAUCCUUCUUCUUGGGGUGGGGAAAAGAAAACGUUGCCGCCGCGAUGAACGCGCUCGCCGCCACCAGCCGCAACUUCCGGCGGGCCUCGAAGCUGCUCGGCCUCGACUCCAAGCUCGAGCAGAGUCUGCUCAUCCCGUUCCGGGAGAUCAAGGUGGAAUGCACCAUCCCCAAAGACGACGGCACCUUGGCGUCGUUCGUCGGCUUCCGCGUGCAGCAUGACAACGCCCGCGGGCCGAUGAAAGGCGGCAUCCGCUACCAUCCUGAGGUUGAUCCAGAUGAAGUAAACGCCCUUGCUCAACUCAUGACAUGGAAGACAGCUGUUGCAGCAGUUCCAUAUGGUGGAGCAAAGGGAGGGAUCGGAUGCUCUCCUGGUGAACUAAGUAGAAGUGAGUUGGAGCGGUUGACGCGAGUAUUUACCCAGAAAAUUCAUGAUCUUAUCGGAACGCAUACAGAUGUCCCAGCUCCUGACAUGGGGACCAAUGCACAGGAUCUUGGUGGAUCACUGGGUAGGGAUGCAGCAACAGGGCGAGGUGUCAUGUAUGCGACCGAGGCUCUACUUGCUGAAUAUGGAAAAUGUAUUUCUGGAUCAACUUUUGUGAUUCAAGGUUUUGGCAAUGUUGGCUCAUGGGCUGCACGACUUAUCCAUGAGAAAGGUGGUAAGAUUAUUGCAAUUGGAGAUGUGACGGGUUCAAUCAAAAACAUGUCGGGUAUAGACAUACCUGCUUUGAUGAAGCAUAAGAAUGAAGGUCAUGCCAUGAAAGACUUUCAUGGUGCAGAAGUCAUGGAUUCGACUGAGUUGCUAGUGCACGAAUGUGAUGUUCUUGUCCCUUGUGCCUUAGGUGGAGUUCUUAACAAGGAUAAUGCACCAAGCGUGAAGGCCAAAUUUAUAGUUGAAGCUGCUAACCAUCCAACUGAUCCAGAGGCAGACGAGAUUCUCGCCAAGAAGGGAGUGGUCGUAUUACCUGAUAUCUAUGCUAAUUCAGGUGGUGUGAUCGUUAGCUACUUUGAGUGGGUUCAGAACAUUCAAGGUUUCAUGUGGGAUGAAGAGAAAGUGAACAAUGAACUAGAGAAGUACAUGAGCAGUGCUUUUCAACACAUCAAGGCCAUGUGCAAGAGUCUGGAUUGCAACCUUAGGAUGGGGGCAUUCACCUUAGGAGUUAACAGGGUUGCCCGUGCCACCCUCUUGAGAGGCUGGGAGGCAUGAGACCAUUGACUGCAGAUUACAGACUCAUCAGGUGUAUUCAAUAAUUCAUUUCCAACAAUGUUGGAGGAUCAGUGUUUGAUACGGUAAAAUUCAUCAGAAAAAGGCUGGCUUGGAAGGAAUCCAGUUGAAAUAACAUUCUGGGUGUCGUGCUUGUUGAUCCAGUUCUUAGUGAUGAUUAUUGAAAACUGUACUUAAUCAUUAUAUAAUGUUUUAGAAAGCUUAUUUGGUCUCAA